AUGUCCUCCUCCGUACAAUCAGCAUGGAAAAUUAUUCCCAUGUUCCACUCGCUUAACAUUUCCCACACCGUCGACUUUUACACUCAACGGCUCGGCUUUGAGAUCGGAGAGGUGAAGCCCGACCCGUCGGAUGAGAAAUCAGAGACCUCAGAACCAUAUUUCUGCUCCCUCUUCAUCGGCAAAAAAGCAGACGCGAAUCUCUACUUCUCUCUCAAUAGGGAGGAGUUCAAACCCACACAGGCGUUGAUUGCACUGGGUACGGUCGAGUUGGAUGAGUAUUACAAGUACCUGAAAUGUCGCGGGGACGUGGAAAUCACCGAUGAACUGGAGGACACGGACUGGGGAUGGAGAUGGUUUACUAUUAAGGAUGAUGAUGGGAAUUCUUUGACGUUUUUUAAGUUUUUGGAGGGGGGGAAUCCGGGGGAAUAG
Messenger RNA from Aspergillus tanneri, 429 nucleotides. Its product is annotated as VOC family protein. The transcript has a single exon. The record is from RefSeq and is a predicted model, not a curated record. Lineage: Eukaryota; Fungi; Ascomycota; Eurotiomycetes; Eurotiales; Aspergillaceae. Bases 1 to 429 code for a protein of 142 amino acids.